AUGGGAGCGUGGAGCAGGGAGGACGAUAAGGCCUUCGAAAUCGCCCUGGCGACGGUGAUGCCUUUCAAGGAGGAAGUCGGGGAGGAGGGUGAUGAGAAGAGAUGGGAGGAGAUCGCGGCUAAAGUGCCAGGAAAGACGGCGGGAGAGGUGAAGGUACACUACGAGGUGCUGGUGGAGGACUUGCGCGCCAUUGAGACCGGGAAGGUGCUCCUGCCCUCUUACGUCGCGGGGGAAAAGGAGAAGGACAGGGAUCCGCAGCAGCAGCAGCAACCCAGCGGCGCCGGAGAUAAGAAGGGGAGCGCCUUGGGGAGCCUUGGAGGAUUCGAUUCCGGCGGUGGCCACGCGAAGGCUGGAUCGAAGUCGGAGCAAGAGCGGCGGAAGGGUAUCCCCUGGACAGAGGAGGAGCAUAAGUGAGUCCUCAGCAAUCCUUAUCGCACAUUCGUUUUCUCCAAAUUAAUUGCCCAAUUUUUCAGAAAUUACCGAGAAAACACAAUCUCGAUGACGCAUUUAUUCUGUGUGAAUUAACGAGGAUAGAUAUCCAUUUUCUGAGUUGGGGGGUUGACUUUAGGCUCCGAUAAAAUUCUGAGAGGGGAGGGUAUUUCUGUUCUGUUCUGUAAUUGUGCCUUGGCGGUGGUGAUAUUUCGCUUUGCCGACGACGAUGGAUGUCUCCUCUCAGGCUGUUCUUGCUGGGCCUCGACAAAUUCGGCAAGGGUGACUGGAGGAGCAUAUCGAGGAACUUCGUCAUCUCAAGAACUCCGACGCAGGUCGCCAGCCAUGCCCAGAAGUAUUUCAUCCGCCUGAACUCCAUGAACAGGGACAGGAGACGGGCGAGCAUCCAUGACAUCACGAGCGUGAACAAUGGUGAUGUAGCUUCUCCCCAUGUCCCCAUUACGGGCCAGAUGAACCCUGCUAUGGUCGCUGCCGUAGGCCAAGCGAUGAAGCACCCUGGCCAUCCCCACCCUACAAUGCCAGCGAUGGGGAUAUAUGGCCCUGCUGUAGGUCAGCCGACUACUGGGCACAUGAUGUCGGCAGUCGGGACUCCAGUGAUGCGCCCGUCUGGGCACCCCAGUUAUGUAAUUCCAGUAGCUUACCCCGUCCCUCCGCCGACCAUGCAUCCAUAG
Messenger RNA from Spirodela intermedia, 1121 nucleotides. NCBI's taxonomy places the organism in Eukaryota, Viridiplantae, Streptophyta, Magnoliopsida, Alismatales, Araceae. The record is from the annotation of a GenBank genome assembly.